AUGGGAAUCGAAAAGAUGGGCGAAAGCCAGUCAAUCGGAGUCACAUCUUCAGGAGGCGACGUCGUCGCAUGCCGAAAAACAUUAGCAGACACUUCCAUACGUCCCGACGAUGUCUCUGUGGAUCUGGCAGCGCAGUUCUUUCGUAUGCGCCGUUCAAGUUAUCAUUCGAGUCCCACUCAGCAUGCAUUUGACGAUCCUCUCGCUCCGACCUCAGAAGACCGAUCGCAUAUGACGGUCAGUCGCUCUCGUACAGACAGCCGCCCCUCUUCUUUUGAGCCGGUAGCACUAUCAAACAUACCUUAUCGCGUUAAGGAACCGUUGCGUAACCCGGUGAAACACUCCAGGGGAACCACUUUUGCCGAUAGCCAUGGUCGCACCAAGGAGUUAAACGGGGAUGGCCGCAUUCUGAGCAAGCGCUUCUCGGGAGACUCUGGAUACAGUACGGAUAUAUAUCGUCACCAGACGUCUGUCAGAAUUUUGCAGGAUACAUAUAAACAUGGUCGCCAAAGACAGGAGGGUCUAGGGGCGGUCGGGGCCAAGAAAACACCCAAAGCAUGGCAGCCAAUUCCUGCUCUGCAGGCACCAUCAAAUCGACAAAAGAGGUCUCUCAGGUCCAUGGAAUGCUACAGCCCAGAACCGGAUUCAAGCUUUCCUAACUCUCGACCCUUGUCAAGGUAUACUGACGAACACAAAGCUGUUAAUGACAUCGACAAAACCAAGAGCUCGUCGCCCCAGAAAAACCUAGGUUGUGGAACUAAAGAGCCUGUUAGACGGCCUGUAUCUUAUGAAACUCCCCAACCAAAAGGUCUGAGGAGAGUAAAAGCCAAGACGACCUUGCGAUCAGAAAAUGCCGUCGCUCAAUCCAGAACUCCAAGGCCGGAAAUUCACGUCUCUUCUGGGUUUUACGACAACCCAUCUGAAGACUCUCACAUACCAGACUGGAGUCUGCAAUCUUUGCCCAAAACACCCAAGUCAACUGCUCGAAAGAACACGCGGUCAACUACAAGCAGGGCAUCUCAACAAGCCCCUGGGCAGCCAACUUCUCCAGUCGGCCAGUCCACCGAUAUAUCUGACCCUUAUUCUCGCAUUUCCCCACUCGUCGAAGAACACUCGGGGUCAGCCACAGAAAGCGACAAUGACUCCUCCAUCGAAUCGAGCGUCUUUUCAAUUCCCGACUCGCCAUUCCAGCCCCAUCAGCUUUCAGCCGAUGACCCCUUCGCAACAUACAUUGAUGCUGUCGUUGAAAGAGUCUUCUUUCACUUCCGCGUGUGGCAAAUCCGCCAAAGGGGCGGUGGGCAAGGCGGCGAAAAGGAAACGCAAAGAACCAACGCAUCCACACCAGACUCACCCCUCCGCUCACGAAAGAGAUCGCAUUCAGACCACCCAAGUCAAACACCAUUAGGGGACGACGCAGACGCCACUCCAGACUCAAAACGUGCCAAACUCCCCGCAACCGCCACAGGAAGAAUGCUCGCCUGUCCCUUUUGGAAGAAAGAUCCAGAGAGCCACCGCCACUGCUAUAAAAAGGUUCUCAGCCGCAUCAAGUACGUCAAACAGCACCUAUACAGGUUCCACGAAGAGCCCAUAACCUGCGUCUGCUGCGGGGCGGAGUUCGAAACCGAAAGCUCCCGUGACGAACACCUCCGCGCCCGACGCUGCCAAGUCGUCGAAGGCGGCUCUGUGCCCGAGGGUCUAACUCGCGCGCAGCGCCGCGAUGUCCAGCGCCGCGCGGACCCCAGUAAAUCUGAGGAGGAGCAGUGGUUCGUCAUAUGGGACAUAAUCUUCCCCGGUCACCCGCGCCCGACGUCCGCGUACAUUGACAGCGACUUGUCUGAGCCCCUAUCCAGCUUUCACGAAUUCUACACUAGUAACGGGCCGGACAUCAUCAUGGAGCACCUGGAGAUAUACGAGCCCGAGAUGCGGCGGGUAUACGAGCGGGUGGUUUGGAGCCAGGUCCUGGAUAGGAUAUACGAGCAAUGGGCGAAGAGGAGGGGACUGCGACGGGCUGCCGUGGGCAUGAUGACACCGCCGAGAACCGAGCCUUCUUCCGUUGCCGCCGAGUCGGAUGGUGCGGCGAGCUUCCGUUCUAUCAGUUACUACGGCGCUCCUCUUAGCUACGGGCAGUCGUCGUACAUGGCUGAGACCACACUGCCCGUGUCGACUAGCAAUCUGCAGUUCGCGGGUCAGGGGCUCGAAGUGCUUGGGUCCAGGGACGGAACGGACCUAGAACCGGAUCCUCGAGAGCUGAUUACUGACCUUGAUUACUUGUUCGCGGAGUAUGCCGGGAGGGACCACUCUGGGCAAGGGAGUCAAUCCAGGGUGUCGUACCCAAGGUAA
Molecule: messenger RNA, 2337 nt
Organism: Colletotrichum truncatum
Lineage: Eukaryota; Fungi; Ascomycota; Sordariomycetes; Glomerellales; Glomerellaceae
Source: RefSeq, a predicted model, not a curated record